AUGUCCGGGUCAAAUCAAGACCGGACAAAGCGUGUUGAUCUUAGUAUCAACCGCUUAAUUUCGCAACUUAUACCAGACGAUCCACGCUUGAGCGACGAAGAUGCACAAGAGAGACAUGACUUAUAUUUCGACGAGAUUAGACAACAACUAAAUCAACCCCGACCACCUCCCUUAGCCGACCAGAAUCAUGCAUCCGAACUUAUUAGACGAAGGUUGGUUCAAACGAACCCGAGCCAGGCUUUACGCUACUCCAAUCUUUACUCGAGGUUGCUGGCGCUGCCUGUCCUAACCCAAAAAUGGGCUAUACUAUACCUUCUCUAUCAAUUGGCCGACUCACCCGAUCCAACGGAGCCAGAUCCUGUCGCCUUUGCCGAAUUUCAGCAGGAGCAGGCCAAGCGGAGGAAACGAGAGGAAAGAGAAGAGUCAGGCCUAGGUGGUCCUUCCAACCAAGAAAGUUCCGAAUUAUAUAGACCAGAGCAGAGUUCGGACGAGUACCAUCCCACCGAACUUCGAGACGUGCUCAAGAAUCCAAAAGAUAUGAAAUCACACGACAGCGACUCUCGACGGCCCUCGACCGCUAGUGAUUAUAGACGUGCCAGGGGUGCGAGAGAAGAGACUCCAGGCCCUGCCAAGAGAGAUGUUGCCAUAAAAUCUAAGCUACUGGCUGAUAACUAUUGCGAUAUCGAACCUUCAGAGCCUGCUCUCCUACGAGAUCUACCCUAUACUCUGCAGGGUCUUUCCUCGACUACUCUCCCAUUUGGCAAAGAUGACUCUCUCAAGUUGCCUGCCACUCUCCCACCACCCCUAAUUGGACUUCUUCACACACUCGCUGAACCCUCACUACUCUACCGCACUCUCGAAGAAUUCGUCAAGACGCCCGCAAAGGGUCUCCUAGGCCAAAGUCUCCGCGCAGCUAUAAGUAACGAGUUACGCUCGUACUUAACGCUCGUGGCAACGCUGGAAGGCCAAAUCCGACGUGCAUUGUCUACUAUUGACGAAAAUGCUCCACGAAGUGGCAUUGGAAAGGCCGGCGUGACGUUGAAGCGUUGCGUGGUAUGGACUCGUGAAGCAACUAUGGGUCUACGACUUAUGAGCAUGAUUGCCGAAGAGUCUAAAAGCAAGAAAGGAGGUCAGCUCAUCACCCUGAUCCAUUCGUUAUCCUCUUCACACGGCGAUCCCAUAGUAGGCGCAUUCGCCGAGCGACUCCUAAUGCCUAUUACUCGUCCUUUCUAUGGCAUAUUAAGGCAAUGGAUAUACAAUGGAGAGCUCUCGGAUCCGUAUCUUGAGUUCUUCGUGCAAGAGCAGUCGGUAGAGGCCAUGCCCAAGGGCAAAUCGGGAUCUACCAAUGUUUGGGAGGAUAAAUACAUAUUAGCAGCAGACAUGGUCCCUUCCAUUAUGACGAGCGAGUUCUCUGAGAAGGUCUUUCUCAUUGGUAAAUCUCUUAACUUCAUCCACAACAGCUGCGGUGACGCCCAGUGGGUCGAAUCAUACUCCAAGGAAUCUUCUAGGGAGCUUCGAUACGGCGACACGGCCACCUUGGAGACAUGGAUCGACGAGGCGUAUAAAACUACAAUGCGCCGACUACUGCAUCUCAUGACCAACAAAUUCCAUCUCUUCGAGCACCUUCAGGCGUUGAAGAGCUAUAUUCUUCUUGGGCAGGGUGACUUUAUCGCCCUGCUGAUGGAGUCGCUCGCUGCAAACCUCGAUCGUCCAGCCGGUGCCCAAUACAGACACACUCUGACGGCGCAGCUCGAGCACGCUAUCCGCGGGUCCAAUGCGCAGUACGACUCCCCUGAGGUUUUGCGCCGUCUCGACGCACGUAUGCUGCAGCUCUCCCACGGUGACAUAGGCUGGGAUUGCUUCACGCUCGAAUACAAAAUCGACGCACCGGUUGACGUGGUCGUAUCCGACUGGGGCAAUCGGCAGUACCUCAAAGUGUUCAACUUCCUAUGGCGCAUCAAGCGCGUCGAGUUCGCCCUCUCAUCCACCUGGCGCAAGGUCACCACCGGUUCCCGUGGCGUUCUGCAGACUGAUCACCCAGCCGUUCGCCAGACCUGGAAGACCACCCGCGGCUUCCUGGCCGAGAUGGUCCACUUCGUCGGCCAGCUCCAGUACUAUAUCCUCUUCGAGGUUAUCGAGAGCUCAUGGACCGAGCUCCAGGAUAAGCUACACAAGGAGGACGCUACCCUCGACGACGUCAUCACCGCCCAUUCCAAUUACCUUAAUUCUAUCACUCACAAGGGUCUUCUAGGCGCCCGUCGCCGACGCUUCGUCUCAAAUGCCGGUGCUGCCGCUUCCGCAUCCAAUCCUGCGGCCGGCGCCGCCCCGGCCCCCGCCGAAGAAGACGACAACAGCUACAUGAUCCAGCUAGGCGAGCUAUUACGCACAAUGCUCGCGUACCGCGACUGCGUCGAUGGGCUAUACUCGUGGUCCGUGUCGGACUUCACCCAACGGCAGGAAGCCGAUCUCCGGCACACGAUCCCCACUGACGAUUCCGCUCCCAUCCCAGGGGGUCCGCACAGCGAGUUCCCGGCGCUGAGAGAGCGUCUGCGCCACCUGGGCGACCGCUUCCGCGCGAAGCUCCAGAUCCUGCUCGGCGACCUGGCCUAUCAAGCCGACGUCGACUUGCGCUUCCUUGGCGUCGCAAUGAAUUUUAACGAUGUCUAUCAGCCCGUGCGCCGUAAACCCAAGGGCACGCCUGCUGCGCCGGGUACGGCGCAGUCGAGUAAGAGUAGCGGUGGGAAGGAUGUCGAGAAAGAUGUCGAGAUGGGGGUUGGCGUUGGCGUUGGAGCUAGGAAGGCGGCUAAGGGGUGA
This is a messenger RNA of Daldinia vernicosa, 2814 nucleotides long. Its product is annotated as Spc98 family-domain-containing protein. Gene Ontology annotation, cellular component: gamma-tubulin small complex; centrosome; mitotic spindle pole body. Gene Ontology annotation, molecular function: microtubule minus-end binding; gamma-tubulin binding. Gene Ontology annotation, biological process: cytoplasmic microtubule organization; mitotic cell cycle; meiotic cell cycle. The transcript is spliced from 2 exons. Bases 1 to 2814 code for a protein of 937 amino acids. Lineage: Eukaryota; Fungi; Ascomycota; Sordariomycetes; Xylariales; Hypoxylaceae. The record is from RefSeq and is a predicted model, not a curated record.